Molecule: messenger RNA, 6169 nt
Organism: Ahaetulla prasina
Lineage: Eukaryota; Metazoa; Chordata; Lepidosauria; Squamata; Colubridae
Gene: EFCAB14
Product: EF-hand calcium binding domain 14
Exons: 11
Coding region: 312-1838 (508 amino acids)
Source: RefSeq, a predicted model, not a curated record
CCAAUCGGUGUCUCCGGUGCUAGCAACUAAUGGCUCCAACCCUUUGGUCGGCGAGGAGCAAGUGGAAGCGAUGUUCUUCCCACGGCCAUGGCUGGGGCUCCUGAGGCGGCAGCUAAAGCCGGUGGGAAGAAGAAUCGGCCACAACGGCAUCGCCGAAGCCUAAGAGAUCCGGCCCGGCCCUCUUGAGACGCCCGUCUGGGCGGUGAACGUCGGAAACGCUGAAGCUGGCGAGCCGGGGCCCCGAGUUAGGAGCCCCUCCUGCGUUGCGGAGCUCGGCUCCCCAGAGCCUCGCCCCGGCUCAGCAGAAGAGGAUGAAAAAGCGCAAGGAGCUGAACGCGCUCAUAGGCCUCGGCGGUGGAAACGGCGACCGGGGAAGCGGCAGCGGCGGAGGCGGCCGGCUCAAAAAGAAGCAUCCCAGGAAAGGCUCUGCCUCAGGUCAUCGGUUGCUCCGCACCGAGUCUGCCGAGAGCAUCACCAGCAGUUCCUCCGAUCCGGAUUACGGGGACAGAUUCGGACUGCAGGGCUCCCGCACCCGCUUUUCUAAGGGUGACUACCUGCGAUGCUGCAAACUCUGCUGCCCAUUAUGUACUUUUGUCAUCCUGGCUGCUUGUGUGGUGGCCUGUGUUGGAUUGGUAUGGAUGCAAGUUGCUCUCAAAGAAGAUCUGGAUGGAUUAAAGGAAAGAUUUAGAACCAUGGAAUCUAAUCAAAAAACCUCAUUUCAAGAAAUUCCCAGAAUGACUGAAGACCUUCUUAACAAAGAAAAGGAAUUGGAAAAAAUUAAGAAUGGAGAUUUGGGGAUAAACAAAAUAUGGAUAAACAUCACUGAAAUAAGCAAACAGAUAUCUUUGUUGAUGUUGGCAGUAAAUCAUCUCAAAGCAAAUAUUAAAUCUGCUUCUGAUUUAAUUAAUCUUCCUGUUACAGUGGAAGAGCUUCAGAAAAGUGUCGCUACUAUAGGUAGCACAGUAACUAGUGUUCAUCAUGAUGUUGAGGCCAUGCAAGCAGCAAUUGAAGAGCAAAAGAAGACUCUAGAAAUUCUCCAAAAAGAAAUAAAUGAACACACAGAAGAUGUUAAACAAAAACAUUUACCUUCCUUUUCCUCCUCUUCUGUCCCCCAGAUAAAUGAAAAGAAUAUGACGAACAUUUGUAAACAGGAUAACCAAUAUCUAGAUAUCUCUAUAGAGGAAAUGAACUCUACCCUAAUGUUACAUCAGAAAUUGAAUGAUUUAAAAUUUUUCAAUCUGGAUUCCACAGUCACCAAUCUAAGCUGGAAAAUUACUUCCUUAGAAAAUCAUAUGUUCGUUGUGAACAAAGCGGAAAAUAGAAGGAACCUUACCUUUGGUAUGGUGAGUAACCUAACUACCUCGGUAAAUAUGGAAAGUGAAUCAAGAAAUGAAACUACUGCUGAAAAAGUAGAAAAUAUGGAGAAAAUAGAAAAUGGAGAAUCUCAGGUAUCCAAACUAAGAGAAAAGCUGCAGUUGAUUAAUGCUCUGUCAAGCAAAUCAGAUAGUGAACGAUCUGAAGCACUUAAAGUAGAAAAUUCACAGAGCAUCACAUCAGAGCCUACAAAACUUCCAAGAAUUUCUUCAAGAUCACUUGGCAAUAAUGUUGAGGGAAGUCGACACCCAAGAAGCUUGUCCUUACCUGGAAUAUCCAACAUAGAAGAUCUUCACAAUUUAUUCAGGACUUCUAGCCAAGGCACUAAUGACAAGUUAUCAUAUGAGGACCUGGAAAAUCUGGUUGAAUCUACAGUGGAUGAUCCACAGAGUUUUCAGGAAUUUGAUGAAGAUGGAGAUGGAAGAUAUUCUAUAUCAGAACUGAAAGUAGCAUUGGGUCUAUAGUAUCUUUUCUUAUAAACACAGUAUUGAAGGACUACAGUAGCUAUUUUUUUUUUUAAAGAAAAACAAUUGAAUAAGUAAAAGCUACUUAUAGCACUUUUCCCAGUGAUCUACUAGUCCCAUGAUGGCGAACCUAUGGCAUGCAUGCCCUAAGUGGCAUGCGGAGCCAUGUCGCCUGGCACAUGUGGUGUCGCCCGUUCCUCUUCUGUGUUUCUGGUGCGCAUGUGCACACGACUAUCAGCUGGCCUUUGUGCGUGUGACAAUGCCAGAAACUGGAAGAGCUGGUCUUCCGUUUUCCAGCAUGCGCAUGUGCACUAGCCAGCUGAUCGGCAUAUGCACGGCAGUAACUGGAAGACUUGCAUGUAUCCGGAAACCAGAAGUACCUUAUCUGGCGUGCGCAUGCCCCCUGGGCAGCUCCUCUUCCUGGUUGCUGACGAGCAACAUACUCCCUUUUCGGCACUCGGUGUUGAAAAGGUUCGCCAUCUCUGUACUAGUCUUUGAAGUUAAUUUAAUGUAUCAAUUGACACCUUUUAAAUUUUCUGUUCUUUGGAAAAUAGUGAAAAGUUUUUAUAUUUUUAUCUGUUGUAACAUAAGAUAUGUUGACCCCUGAAAGUUUUUCCAACUUUUGAGGCCCUGAUCCAGGGGUAAAUAGCCAUGCCUAAGUCUGUUUAUGCAAACAGGGCCUAUUAAUAGCAAAUACAUUAUUGCAUUGGUUUGGAUUCCCACAGAACUAGGGACAUUUUAUUUGUCCUGAAUCACAGCCCCAGGAUUGCAUUGCAUUGAAUUGAAUAGUUGUAAUGAAAAUGAUAAUUGCACCUUAUGACGAAGAAAUUUAUCUCAGAGUUCUUAUUUCCCUUAUAAGGGAAGCUCGUCUUCAAGUUAAAAUAUGUGUAUAUAUUGACAAACUUGAUUUUAUAUUUCAAAUUUGCCUUAAAUUAGCUGCACUUUAGAAUAAAAUAUAAAAAUCUGAUUUGCAGGAUGGGAUUCUUCCGUUUGUAAAUAUUUAAACUAGAAUAACUUAUACAUAUUUGGGUCUAAUUUUCAUCAAAAAUAAUCAAUGUUCCAGUUUGUAUUAAGUAAAAGUCGACAAUAGAAAACAUUUCUUCUUCCUAGGAAUUACACUUGUAUGACACUCCUUUCGUAUACUUGUUUGUGAAUCACUGGAAAAUUUUGUGCUAUUCAAGGACUAACUUUUAUGCCAGACUCUAAAGGAAACUUCAGUUCUUGAAAUCGAGAUAAAAUGAGAUUCUGAGAAACAGGUUGUAAGAAUAAUAAUUUCUUCUGAUUUUAAACAGAUCACAGAUUCAUUGUUAUUUUCAGUUUUAUGAAGGAUUCCCAUUGGAAACACUGCAAUAUUUACUUCAGUUUUUCUCAUUGCAUUGGUGAUUCUUUAUUCAAUUAACCUUCCCCAAUUUAACAGAGGAUUAAAAGUGGUGUUAAUGGUUAGCAUAGUUAAUAUUAUCAGUAAUUAGGAUACUCGCAGAAAAGAGUGAGGUGAUAAGGACCAAAUUAUAUUUUGUACUAAGUACAUCUUUGUGUUUUUGCUCUGUAAUUGGCUGAUUUAUUUUAACAUUAAUUUCAAUGUGAAGUUCAACUGGAUGAGACUGUGGCAUGGAUGUACUAUUUUCUCCACAUUAUAAUUAAAUCUCAUGCUUCUAAAAUUGCAGUUUGAGAAAGAUUUCCACUAGGAGUACAGCAUCUUCCUAUGUACUAUGGCCUAUCAAGAUUAGUGAGUUUUUGCCUUAUUAAAAAAAACAGAUGUGUUUGUGAAUGUGAAGUCACUUUUGGUGAUGUGGCAUGAGCUAUAAACUUGGAAAUUCAAAGCAUUUUAAGCUGCUGCAUUUUAUUUUAUUUUAUUGUUAUUGACAACAUCAGAUGUUGUCAGGCAAACAAAUGGUAGGAUUUUAUUUAGUAAAUAACCUCAUAUAAAUAUUAUUCUCUGUAUAAACCAAACACAGCAAGGUUUUCUAAUGUGCCACUAUUAUUAUAAAACUGUUUUAAAAGGCUAUGUCGAGUAAAAUGCUGUCAUAGUUUUUGGCUUUCUUUACAGUUUUUAGUUUAACAAAUUUAAGUUCUCAGGAAUCUUCAUUGCCCAUCACAAAAUUCAGGCUUCUUGGGAGAAUAAUGGCAGUGGUUUCUAUCAAAGUACUGAGCACUGGUAUACUAGAAUAUGAUGUAAACAGAUGCCUUCCAAAAAUUUAAUAAAGUUUUUUGAAAACCAGAUUCCCUUAUCUAGAUAAUUACCCAGAAUGCAAAUUUUUUCCUUAGGUUUAUGUUAGCUAUACUCAUUAAAGCGCAGAAUUCAUAUUGCAAGGUAACUGAACACCAGUAUUCUUUUGGAUAAAAUUAGUUUUAUAUGCUUUGUGUAUAAAAACCAUUGACCAAAUAAAGCAAUAACAAUUAAAUAUAGCAGUAUUUGUAUGUGUGUAUGUCAUAAGAUUGUAGAGCAAAAUAUUGAAGGUAUUUUUUAAAGGUGGCUUAUGAUCCAUAUGAAAAGAAUGACUUUUAAUCUCAGUAUUAAGUUAAUAAUCAUGAGCACUUUUAGGAAUUGUUUUUAGAUACAUUUUUGUUGUGAGAGAAAUCUCACUCCAAAAUUUUUGAUCCAAUUUAGAAGCUGAAGUCAUAGUCUUCAGUAACUCAAUACUGUAUUGUAAGAGAAAUAUGUAUUUGAAAUCUAUCCUACAUUAAAGGAAUGCUUUCAUUAGAAAAAAAUACCUAAGGUUAAUUCAUACUUUAUGUUAUAGAGCACGAAGGAAGGUAUAAGGUAUCACUUGAAUGACUGCUGGGGGUCCUUAGCAUACCAGCAUUUCCUCACGUGUGUAUGUCAUCACUGAGAAAUAAGGCAUUCAUAUUAGGCAAAUUUAGGGACAUGAAGUGAUGAAAUGUCUAAACUCUGAAGUGCAAAAGCUUGCAAAUUUCCCCUAUUUGCAAGCCUUUUAGAAAGUUAACUCUUCAUAUAAAAUCUUGAAGUAAUUCUAUCUUUCUGUUUUUGAAUAUAACUAGAGCCUUCAAAAUACAUUGUUUGUCUUAUGAAGUAUUUCUUCUAAUUUACAAUAUUUGUGCAUUUAGAAGUAAAUUUAUGCAUACUAUCAGGAAAGGAAAAUAAGUAUGGCAAUCCGAGUACUAUAAAUUGGCUCAAAUAAGCAUAUUCUUUGAAAUUAUUUCAGGUUAAUUAACAAUGUGCACAAUAGCUGUACAGCAGAAUUGAUUUGAAAUUGAAUAUGCAGCGUUCUUGCCUGCCUUUUUCGGGAAGGUUAUGUAAGGAAGAGUAAUGGGAAUUAACUAAACUACUGGUCAAAAUCCUGGCAUUUCUCCCAUUUUACCUUCAUCAUCCUUAAGGUAUAACACUCUUCUGAACUGAUGCCACAAGUUGUAUCAUGUCUAUCAGCCAUGCUGAGUAGGAUAGCUAGAAGUGGUAACAUAUUUUAGAAAAACACAAGAUUUGGAAAUGUUCAUGUGGAUAUUAAUCUACAGGUUUUUUUCAGUAUUCACCUUCAUAGGUGCCCAUGAAAUGGACUCAUCUAUUUAGAUUGGUAAUAACAGAAGGCUUCAAAUGAGUGCUGGAUUUAUUGAAAUGCUUCCAAUGAAUAUAUUAUUUUAAAAAAAUUAGGUUAUUCAGGUAUUUCACGCAACAAUAGAAUCCCUUGAUAAAAUUAGGGACAUUCAGAAUAGAAAGAAUAGGGACAGGGUAACGUAACAGUGGAAUGUAUUGUAUCUUUUGUGAUUGCACAAAAAAUUCUAGUGGCACUUAAAAAGUAAAAAUUACUUGAUUGCAGAUUGUUUUUUUGUUCAGAUAAUCAUAUGAAAAGAAUUAAUAAAAUUAAGAUUUAUAGAAAAGGGUAGUUUAUUUGUAUGGAGAACCAUAACAUUGUAAAGGGAAAAAUUCUUAAGGGUUUUGAAAGAUCAAAACCUGUUUCUCUUGUAUGGGAAUGUUGGCUGUACUUAAAAGUAGUACUGCUUUUUAUGCUAUUAAAAAAAAGAUCUUGAUUUUAUAUCUCCAGAGUGAAAAUUAUGUCAUUUUGAAUAUGAAUAAUUAAUCCGAUCUUUAAAAUGUUAAAACAAGUUUGUGGUAUGAAUCAUAGUGUUUGUCUAUGGAAUUUGUUCUUUAGGAUUUGUAUUGGAAUCCACUGCACUGAAAGUACACUGGUUUUACAUUGUAUAAAAGCAAUUGAUUUGCAUUGUCCUACUUAAACUGAUUGAAAUGGUUUAUAAAAUUGGGCCUCACAAAUGUGCAAAAGCUCUAAUGGAGUGGAUGAAAGCUGGAUUUAGCUGUUGCAUUUUGCACCUAUUAUGCAUUGUGAAUGUCAAAUCUAAAUAAAAUAGUUUGUUUUGGG